AUGAGAGUCGAGGCUGUAGAGUCUUGGAAGUUGGCAACGCUUUCACUUUCUAACAUGAACAAGGAGGUGAGCUGAGAUAUUUUAAUCUCGAUUUUAGAAUUCUUGAAGCUUUGGCGAAUACAAACCGAGACAUUCUCAAGCUGUGUCUGUGAGAAACAUCUUGAACUAUUGGCAUCGGACGUGUUUACAGGUGUGGAGAAGAGAAUUUUCCGGAUGGAAAAGUUGUUGAGGAAAUGAAUUCUCCGAAUGGCAGAACGCCAACGAAACCAUUAUCAAAAUUUUAUUUUCACUGCCGAGUCAGUACGUUAGUAGGUCAUAUUUAUCUAACACUCCAGGUAGUCUUCGGUAGUCUUUUGGCAAGCUAGACUCUUGUACUGCAGUGAAGCAAAAUACAGAUUUGAAACAAUUCAGAUUUGAAGGAAACAGUCCCGGCCGUAUCGCAGUCGCCGAGGUCGAUAGUAAAUGCUUAAGUUAUUCGAGGAAUUUAUUUUCCCUCGCUGUCUUUCACAGUCGUCAUAUUAUUUUCUUGUAGAAUACCGCGGAAGAUAAAGCUUCAGUUUUAACGCGAAUCAAUGCGUUGUUGGAUUCAGCUCUGGAUCCCAGUAAGUUGAUGUACUGUUGCUGAUCAAAGGUUUUUCUCUUACAUUCAUUUCGUUGCGAGAUUAUUCAGUCAUUUUACGACUUAACGUGUUUUGUUUUGCAGACUCUGCUGGAAGGAGUCUGUUUUCGCCUCAACCAGUGUCGCAGCCGACCUACAGUUCCUUCAGCUAUCCAGGGUUCCAACCAACUCCGCCAGACUCCAGAUCUCCGAGCCCGAUGCACAUGGAUGAAAGAGCUGGCGAUCUUUUUAUGGUAAUCGAAUGCAUUUAAAAUAGAAUUUAGUGGUUUUAACAAGAACUAUUUUAGGUUGACUUAAAGCAAUUAGUUUUGGCUGCGUUUGUGUGACCUCUGGUCAUAGACGGUCAACUUUGUCUUGUAAAGAUGUGUUCAAUAAGCCAAGUGCUAGAGGAAAAUAAACUCAAUAUUUCGUCUUACUGGAUUAGUCUUUUUUCAUAGUACGCAAAUAGCGUGGAAAUCGUGUGGAUAAGUUUCCAAACGGAAAAAUAUUAUCUUCUGGCAUCUCGCAGACGAGACUGGACUUGCACUGUUUUAGGACGAAUGUGGCAAGAUUUCCGCAUAAGUAAACACUUAUCAUGUAUAUUUUUCUACUUACAGCGUAUUUAACUUUAUUACUUGUCAAUGCAACGAAGAAUACGGUCUGAGGGCUAGCAACGCAUGCCAAUCCAUGUAUAUUGUUUGGGUGGUGCAUUAUUUUUUGCUGGAUUAUUAAUUUUUUUAAUAUUGUUUACAAUGGAAAGAAUUUUUAAAAUUCAACAAAGAUAUACAGGCAGUCAUGAUAGACAUGUCUUACAGUAGUUGUGUGACGGUUUGAUAUUUAAUGUUGAAAAUUAGCUAUUCUAGGAGAGUUUCGUGACAGCAGAUUUUUGUGCGAGUAUUGAUCUUGUUACUUUUGUUGAUUUCAGGGUAACUUCUUGGCUGGUGGUGCUCAUUUUGGAAUGCAUACCCCACCAGAUAGCCUUCCCUCUUCUCCCAUUGGUCCAUUUUCCCCCUUUGGUGCAUUCCCUUUUUCUCCUAUUUCUCCAGUGGAUUCUGAAUCAAGCAUAAGUCCCAUUAGACCAUCUUACCGUACAGCCUCCAUGUUCCCUCGCUGUCAGCCGAGACAGAUUGGCCUGCCACCUACCAGUAUACCACCGACUGAAUUGUCAUAUGGGAGCUUGUUCACUGAUCCUCGCUGGGCUGGUGUAAAUCCAAUGUUUGGGUUAUGGAAUGACAAUAUGGGAUUUGAGUACUUGCAGCAGCAAGGACUGACUCACAUGUUAUCAGGUUAGCGUGUUAACCAAAAUGAAAUGCAGGAAUUCCAGCAGCCCUUUGUGACCCGAAUCAUGAUACUGACUCCCCCCUCCCCAUAAUAGUAUUAAAUGACAAGACUCGGACUGCUCUAGUUUAGAUUUGUUUAUAACUAUUAGUGCUAUAUAAUUUAUUGUGGCUUAAUUUUGUUAAUGUUUGUCUAUAUUCUUGUUCAAAAUUACAGGUUAUGUUCUCCUGUCAUACAAAUAAGUGCUAGAAUUAAUUGUGCUUUUUAUGACCAGGUGUAGAUUAUAGCAAAGGCAAUAUGAAGAAAUGGUCUGGACAGCUUCCUCGUCGUAACUAUAAGAACCCAAGCUACUCCACUAAAGUUUUUCUUGGAGGUGUGCCCUGGGAUAUAACAGAAGGUAAUUACUACAAUUUAUUGCUAAAACAUGUGUGGGGAAAAAUGUCAGCAACAUUUUUGUGAACAUGAGACAUAAAGAUGGUGUGUUUGAGAUGAUCACUCUUCAUUUACAGUAGUUAAAGGGGUGCAGUGUUUUUACUUAGAAGGUAUAUGAAAACUUGUCAAUAGAAAGAAUGUGAAAGGGGUACCUUUUCUAUAAAAAAUGGUUUAUAAAAGGGUAAGGGGUCGCACCUCGGGGCAGAGCCUCGCUGCUGUAUGAAACCUUGAUGUGUGCUCCCCCCAUACCAGGUGUCAAUCAAAGUAAAUUGGAAUGCUUGUCUGUCAGAAUCGUAGUGGGCUGUGGUCAUUCUCAUAAUUACAUGAGAACUGCAUUUUUUAGUUCAACCCUUUUGACUGCCAUUUCUUUUUGUUCUUGUUUAGCCUCUUUAGUCAUGUCAUUCAAGCCAUUUGGUUCCGUCAAAGUGGAGUGGCCAGGCAAGGCUGAUGGCCGUCACCUACAUCACCCCCCUAAAGGUAAGGUUUACUGUUAUGAUUAAUCACAACGCUGUGUGUUAAUGUACUGAAUUUGCCAACUACUGGCCUUACUAGGGUUGUGCAUUAAGCAAUUGAACAUGAAGUGGCAUCAAGCAAGUGAACAUGAAUAGGUAUUCACCCAGAAGGAAAUCAAUUGUCUCAGACAACUGGAUUGGACUAUUUAAAACCUGAUUAAGACUGCCUGUAGUGUGGAGGCCAGGGCAUUAAUAGUUGUUGAAAUGUAGAUGUAGUCUUAACAAUGCAUGACGGGAAAGAUGUAAAUAUUAUUUUUCAUGUCACCAUCCUGAGAUAAAGAUAAUUUGAACAUGGAUUCCAUUUAGCUGCAGAGGAACUUGAGGCUACUGAGCUCUACCCUACAGCUAUUAAGUGUUGAAUAAAGCUUGAUCUGUGGAGGUGUGUUUGGCUGUGUGGUUAGCACUUUGACCUCCAGAUAUGGAGGUCGAGGGUUCAAGCCUCGCCUGUAACAUUGUUUUCUUAGACAAGGAACUUACUGCACUUUGUCUCUCUUCACUCAUGUAUAUAAAUGGGUACUGGGAACAUACUGCUGGCGGCUAACAUCUAUCCUGUGGGGAGUAGCAGUACUCCUAUAGGCAUACUUCAUGCAAAGGAAACUGGGAUAAGCUCUGGUUGUUUGGUCAUUUGGCUCAUGUGCGCCUUUUAAAAUGCUUGAUCAAAUUUUGUAAAGUGAAGCUUUCACAUGUAUGUAUUACAAUAAUAAUUUAAAAAAGUAAUGUUGUUUAAUUCUCUUUGAUUUUUUUUCAGGAUAUGUGUACUUGAUCUUUGAUUCUGAGAAGUCAGUUAAAGCCUUAUUAGCCUCCUGCACUCAUGACUUCUGUAAUGGUGGAGACUGGUACUUCAAGAUUUCAAGUAGAAGGAUGAGAUGCAAGGAGGUAAAUAAAUAUUUUAGGAACUAAAUUUGUUUCCAAAUACAAAAACCCAAUUCCUAAUUGUUUGUUACAACAACAAAUUCUGCUUAUGUUUUAGCUGAAAAUAAGCUCAUGGGUGGAUGUUUUUUUUACAGGUUAUCUAGCUAAAGCUGUUCAUCAAAAUGACCUCUGUGAAACAUAAGAUUAUGCUACUCGCAAAAUGACAUUUUUUACUUUUUUCACAUGUGUGACCAUACGUUAAUUUUCCGGAAUAUUGUAGUAUUGUAAUAUUAUGCUGAUAAAAUAUUUCCACCUGAAGUAGACAAUAACUUGUGAAGGUGGAUUUCUUUGCUGUCUUCUAAAUGAAAACUGGUUUUUGGUUUUCUGUAGGUUCAAGUGAUUCCUUGGGUUUUGUCUGACACCAACUAUGUCCGUGGCCCGCAUCAGAGAUUGGACACCAGUUGGACUGUGUUUGUCGGUGGACUGCAUGGCAUGCUUAAUGCAGGUGGGACAAUAAUUAUUUAACAAUAUUAUAUAGAUUCAGCCAAGGCCAAAAGCAAAGCUCUUGAGGAAUGCUUUAAGAAAUGGCCUUCUCUAGUAACUCAACUUUUGCCAUAAGCAGAAAGCAAACUGAAUUCCACCUGUAAAAAAUGGACCUGUGAUCAAUUGAAAACCAAAAACUGGUCAGCAGAUGACUUUUAAAAAAUGCGUCACCUCCAUGAGUUGUAGACCUGAGCCUGCAAUACGGUCAUUUGACACUGGUCAGCAGAUACCUUUUUUGACAGUUGUCAAUUGACCUUAACAUGGAUGUCCCAUACCAAGUUAAACACUGAUAGUAUAUUCCUUAGACUCGUCAGUUUACAUGUUGUGUACGGACGGUCAGUCGCCGGUUGUGCACUGAUGUCACAGCCAAAACUUCUUGGAUGGAUAGAUUACCAAAUUUCUUAGCAAUGGAUGCUUGGAGCUCUGCUAUUAAUUAAUUAUAAAUACUACUUUGUUGCCAGUGUUUAGACGUGUCACCCCCUUCUAAGUUAUAGGGAUUUUCUAUAGAUCAGAUGAUGGCAACGGCAAUGAGAACGUCAAAUAAGCUAAACAACAACUCUGCACUAUCAAGCUUUUUUGUACAUUUCUCCUGUUUUCUCUGACAAAUAGACUAAUGGUAAUCUUUCUUCCUGCAUGGCAUUUCUUUACAUACCCUUUCCUUGUUUUUUUUCCACACAUUUUAGUGGCUCUGUGAGAGGUAGUGUAUGGCAUGGAAGGGCUGAAACCCUCUUGUAUGGGUGAUUAACACCUUUUUAUAGAAUACCUUACUAACUACUGUUUUCAUUUCUAUUGUGCAGAGGGCCUGGCAUAUAUCAUGAAUGAACUGUUUGGUGGGGUAGUCUAUGCUGGUAUUGACACAGAUAAACAUCGCUAUCCCAUUGGUAAGAUUCUUGUUAUUGUACAUUUUACUCACUAUGUGUCUUCUCGCUGGCUACAAGCCUACAGUUAAUUUUGCGUGGUUUUCUAGAGCAGUGUCAAACUGUGUUCCACUCGAUGGUGUGUUUGUCGUUAUUUUCUUCAAAAUAAUAAUUUAUAACAUUUAACAACUGCGUCGCUGAGUGGAGGUGGGUGCCUGGGAUGUCCAGGCGCUUCCACCUUUGGCACGGCCAGCCCCUAGACAGAGUUACGCCCCCAUGGCUGGCAAACCCGUGCCCUCCAGCCAUGAGGCCCCCACGCCAAUGGAACCAGGCACCCGUCACACUGAUUUAACAGUGGAAGAAUUAAAGGGGGGGAGGAAUGGGGGUAAAAGAAUAAUCCAAAGGCUAAACGAAGAGAAUGGCCACCACGAAAACACUGUACUGAGCACAUGGAGGUAAUGCAAGCAAGGCUGACCGCGCUUGAGCCAAACGACUGACCGCUGACCACGCUCGCGCUCCUUGUUGUUAACUCUGUUAAAUAAAUAUUUAUUUAACCUCAUUAAAACAGUUAUUAGGUUCAGUUUGUGUGAUAUCCAGAAUAAUCAACUUUGCAAUUCUUUUUAACUGUUACCAUCCUUGACAUUCAUUAUUCUUGCUAUCAAAACAACCUCAUCCCAUAAUUGUUUAUUAAAUGCCUCAAUUAUUAUAGGGUACUGGGGAAGCCUGAUUUUCAAAUUUAACAGUCUCAUUUUUUCCUCAUCAGGUUCUGGCCGCAUUACAUUUAACAAUCAGAAGAGUUUCCUGGAAGCUGUAAGAUCGGGUUUCAUAGAGAUUGAGACCCCAAAAUUUGUGAAGAAGGCAAGUGCUGCUAUCUGAUGUUAAAUGUAUGCUUUCGACAAAUUAGGCAUCACCAAUUUACAAAUUUUUCUUUUCACCUUAGAGUCAGCUCAGAGUGCAAAGAAAGUAGUGUAGUGUCUGAUAGCCCGGGGCUAGUGGAUUUUGCUAUCAGGCUAGUGAAUUCUGUUGUUAACUUGCCCAACGGGCAAGUGAAGUUUUUUGACAAAUUCAAAUUUAAUAUAGCCUGCGUAGCUGGCGGUAUUGUGUGGGUGCCAGAUUAAAGUUUUGGCGGCAGAGCCGUGUUCCAAAAAAAGGGAGUAGGGACGAGGCGGUUGAAAUACCUCGCGGCUUCGCCGCUCUUGACGGCUCCGCCGUCAAAUCUCACUCAAAUAUAUUACAACGGCUCCGCUGCCAAAUCUCACUCGACUACUACACAAUACCGCCAGCUACGCAGGCUAAUUUAAUACAGAAGUAAUGUGAAAUCAAUAUGCUCAUCAAAACGUUUUUGGUGCUAGUUGAAAUGAUGUUUGGGCGAGUAAAUGUUAGCUUCAGCUUGCCCGAAUGGCAAGCUGUAAAAGUGACGUUCUUUGCACCCUGCAGCUGUAGAUCAUUUUUACCUCCUUACAGGACGAAAUAAAGCAUUAAGUCAACAAUUCUUUCUCAACAUGUUCUUUCGUCCUUAGUAGUCUAACAGCUUGGCAGAACCAACAGGUCCUUGAUAACAGCCCUAUUGAGGUUGCCGGAGUAAAGCAGUCCAUAUUAUUGUACUUAUUUCCCCAAAAUGGUUAAACCUGCAGGUCCAAGUUGACCCAUAUUUAGAGGACUCUAUGUGUGACAUUUGUCGUACUACCACGGGCCCCUUCUUCUGUCGAGAGGAAUCCUGUUUCAAGUACUACUGUCAUUCAUGUUGGUUAUGGCAUCACUCUAUUGAAGGAUAUCGUCAGCACAGGUAA
Porites lobata is the source of this 6862-nucleotide messenger RNA. The record is from the annotation of a GenBank genome assembly. NCBI's taxonomy places the organism in Eukaryota, Metazoa, Cnidaria, Anthozoa, Scleractinia, Poritidae.